This is a messenger RNA of Emiliania huxleyi CCMP1516, 742 nucleotides long. RefSeq lists its product as hypothetical. The transcript has a single exon. Bases 66 to 530 code for a protein of 154 amino acids. Lineage: Eukaryota; Haptophyta; Isochrysidales; Noelaerhabdaceae. The record is from RefSeq and is a predicted model, not a curated record.
UGGUACAGGAGAGCUUUGAGAAUCCUGCGCCCGGUGCGGCAAAAAAGCGCAAGGUGCACGCUAACAUGGUGCCCGAUGGCGAGGUCGGGACGCUGACUAUCUACGACCGAAUGGGGCCAUGGCAAUGCGAGUUUUCAUCGCUGCGCUUCUCGGAUUGGGGCCAUUCGGUUCGUGCCAACCCUGCUUACAAGGAGGGAUCCACCCAGGAAAACGAGAAGAAGAAGACCAUCACUGCGGGACGCGUCGAGCCAAACUCGUUGCCCUCAUGCAUGCUCAAAUAUAUCGAGGAUCCGGACACUGAUGCGUAUGCUACGUACCGCGAUCUUUCGUCCGAUGAGCGCAAAUCCAGGGUGUUCCAGACACUGAAUAACAUGAAGAGGAAAAGUGAUUUGGGCAAGCCAGCUGCCGGGACUCACGGCAUGGAAGGAAAGGUACGCAAGUCCAGCUGCGAGGGAGCCGCAACGAUGUUCAACUGUGGCUUCACGGUCGACAUUGGUGCAAUAACGGUCAUGUAUCGCGAUCUGCAUUAGUCGUGAGUAGUCGUAAUACUGUCGCUUGUUGUACGCAGAGGUUAGGCCACCGUGUUGCAAACGGGCGCCUGUGCUAGCCAUGUAGAGCGAGCGCGAGGGCGCGCCGGAGGGAGCACUCGAACUGCAUGUUCCGUGUUACACUCAGAAGAGAUGAGUCACUAUGCAUGUCUGUUUUCUUUCUUUCUUUGUUUAAAGGCGAGGGAGAGAUUUUU